Molecule: messenger RNA, 823 nt
Organism: Protopolystoma xenopodis
Lineage: Eukaryota; Metazoa; Platyhelminthes; Monogenea; Polystomatidea; Polystomatidae
Source: the annotation of a GenBank genome assembly
ACGUGAAUCUCUGCAGAUGUCCUUUCUCAAGGGCAUAUUUAAGAAAAUUAAAGCGUUUGACGAUGAAAAUAGGAAGGAAAAAUCCACUCUGGAUUCGAUAACUCGUGAUGUAAACCCAGAAAUAGUGUGGGAGAAUUUAUGCGAACUCGGCGACGGGGCGUUUGGUAAAGUUUACAAGACUAAAAACAACAAUACUCAUCUUUUAUCUGCUCUAAAACGCGUUGAAUUUUCUACGCUUGACGAGUUGAAUGAUUUUAUGAUUGAAAUCGAUAUACUCACGAAAUGCAAGCACCCAAAUAUAGUAAAGCUGGAAGAAGUAUAUAUAUACGAAUCAAAACUUUGGAUGUAUCUGGAAUUUUGUGGUGGUGGUGCUGCCGAUGCUGUUAUGCAGAAAUUGGAAAGAGGAUUCUCAGAGCGCCAAAUAAAGUUUCUAUGUAAAGAGAUUUUACAAGGUCUUGCUUUUUUACAUGCCAAUUUGUUUAUUCAUCGGGACUUAAAGGCAGGAAAUGUCUUGUUCACUCUCGCUAACGAGGUAAAGAUAGCCUUGUCAGCUGACUUCGGAGUGUCUGCUAGAUUAGCAAGUGAGAAAGCUAGGCGUGACAGCUUCAUUGGUACACCUCAUUGGAUGGCACCCGAAGUUAUAGCUUGCGAAUACUUCAAGGAUUCCAACUACAGUUCGAAAGCAGAUAUAUGGUCAUUAGGAAUCACUUUAAUUGAACUUGCUGAAAUGUAUCCGCCUAAUCAUUCAAUGAACCCGACUCGUGUACUGAUGCAAAUAACUAAAGCUGAUCCUCCCACACUUUCGAACCCCAAAUUAUGGUGA